Messenger RNA from Lodderomyces pseudojiufengensis, 1842 nucleotides. RefSeq names its product anaphase promoting complex subunit. Lineage: Eukaryota; Fungi; Ascomycota; Pichiomycetes; Serinales; Debaryomycetaceae. The transcript has a single exon. Gene Ontology annotation, biological process: cell division. The record is from RefSeq and is a predicted model, not a curated record. Bases 1 to 1842 code for a protein of 613 amino acids. Gene Ontology annotation, molecular function: protein binding.
AUGUUAAAUCGGAAGAAAGAAAUUUUCAAAACUCCACCAAAUCCAUCAAUAUCAACUUCAAAAAUUCAUAAUCAACAAAAAUUAUUUGAAACUCCAGGAUCAUCAAUUAAUAAUAAUCAUAAUAAUUCAUCACUGUUUUUCAACCUAGAUAAAACUUCAAAUAAUUUAAUAAAUAAAAGUGAUGAUUCUUUACCAAAUCAACCAGAUUUAUAUUUAACACCAAUUGAAAAAUUAAGAUUAUGGAGACAUGAUGCCAUAAUGCAACAUCAAUACAAAACAGCUGAAUUUUUAGGUGAUAAAAUUUUAGAUUUAACAAAUGAUUCAAAUGAUGCAUUUUGGUUAGCUCAAGUAUUUUUUAAUCAAGGAAAUUUUUUAAGAUGUAAAGAAUUAAUACUUUCAAAUGAAGAAUUUUCUUCAAGUAUUAUAUGUAGAUAUUUGGCAGGAUUUAGUUUAAUAAAAUUAGAAAUGUAUGAUGAAGCAUUAGAUAUAAUUGGAGAAAUUAAUCCAUUUGAAUCAAUUGAUAAAAUUAAAAAUGAUGAUGGAGGUGUAAAAUUAGAAUCUUCAAUGUGUUAUCUUCGUGGAUUAAUUUAUUCUGCUCAAAAUAAUUUUGAAAGAGCAAAAGAAUGUUAUAAAGAAGCAUUAUUAGUAGAUGUUAAAUGUUAUGAAGCAUUUAAUGAGUUAAUAUCAAAUAAUUUUAUGACCCCCAAGGAAGAAUGGGAAUUUGUAACAACCCAAUUAAAUUUUAGAGAAAUGGAUAAUAAUGAUGAAUUAAUAAAACUACUUUACACAACAAAAUUAAAUAAAUAUUUAAAUAUUGAUAAAUUUAAUGAAGCUGAAAUGAUUUUAAAAGAUGAAUAUGAUUUAAAUAAUAAUAUAGAUUUAUUAAUUAGUCAACUGGAUUAUUUAUAUAUUCAAUGUGAAUUUGAUGAUUGUUUAUUAGUUUGUGAAAAAGUUUUUCAAAAAGAUAAAUAUAAUUUUGAUAUACUACCUAAUUAUUUAAGUUGUUUAUAUGAACUAGGUGGUAGAAAUAAAUUAUUUUAUAAAAGUCAUCAAUUAGUUGAACAUCAUCCAAAUCUGGCAUAUACUUGGUUAGCUAUUGGAACAUAUUAUUUAUCAAUAAAUAAAAUUAUAGAGGCUAGGAAAUUUUUUAAUAAAGCUACUAUAAUGAACCCCAAUUUUGGGCAAGCUUGGAUUGGAUUUGCACAUACUUUUGCAGCAGAAGGUGAACAUGAACAAGCAAUAUCAGCAUAUGCUUUUGCUUCAAGAUUAUUUCCUGGUACUCAUUUACCUAAUUUAUUUUUAGGUAUGCAACAUUUACAAAUGAAUAAUUUAAAUUUAUCAGAAGAAUAUUUAAUGUUAUCUUAUGAAAUUUGUAAUGAAGAUCCUUUAUUAUUAAAUGAAAUUGGAGUAUUAUAUUUUCAUAAAAAUCAAUUUGAAAAAGCAGAAUUUUUUUUACAUCAAGCUUUAAUAAAAUCUCAAAAUUUAAUUAAUUUAAAUUCAAAAACUUGGAUAUCAAUAAAUACAAAUUUAGGUCAUGUAUAUAGAAAAUCAAAUCAACCUUAUAAAGCUUUAGAUUGUUUAAAUUCAAUUUUAUCAAAAUCUUCAUCUGCUUCAUAUACAACUAUAAAAAAUGAUUCAAAUAUUUUAACAUCAAUUGGAUUAAUAAAUUUAAAAUUGGGCAAUUGUUUUGAAGCUAUUGAAAAUUUUAAUGAUUCUUUAGCUUUACAACCUUUAGAUCCAAUAACAAAUGAUUUAUUAAAAAGAGCUUUAGAAAUUAAUAAGUUAAAUAGUUCUCAAUUUCUAAGUAAAUUUGAAAAAAUUGCAUUAGAUAGUUUAGUUUAG